Molecule: messenger RNA, 1505 nt
Organism: Aethina tumida (small hive beetle)
Lineage: Eukaryota; Metazoa; Arthropoda; Insecta; Coleoptera; Nitidulidae
Product: alanine--glyoxylate aminotransferase 2, mitochondrial
Exons: 6
Coding region: 56-1492 (478 amino acids)
Biological process (GO): glyoxylate catabolic process
Cellular component (GO): mitochondrion
Molecular function (GO): pyridoxal phosphate binding; L-alanine:glyoxylate transaminase activity
Source: RefSeq, a predicted model, not a curated record
GUUUUGUUGACUGCAGUUUUAUAUUUGUCGAGCUUAGUUGCACGAAGUUUUAAAAAUGCUACGAUUCUUACUUUCACGCAGCUAUUCCAGUCUUCAUAGGCUCCCAAAAUGUGAUUUCGUACCAGAACAAUACAAGGGGCCAUCCAUAGAAGCUUUAAAAGCAACAAGGAAAUCGAAACUAAAUCCCAGCUUAACCACAUUUUAUAGUGAACCUCUUGCUCUCCAUCAAGGCUACAAACAAUGGUUGUUCGAUAUCAACGGUAAGAGAUAUUUGGACAUGUUCGCAGGAAUUUGUACCGUAUCAGUUGGCCACAGUCAUCCUAAAAUAACAGAAAAAUUAACAAAACAAAUUAAAAAACUGGGUCACGUUUCUAACAUCUAUUUUCAUCCAAAAAUACACGAAUACGCCGAAAGGCUGGCUGACAAACUUCCUGGUAAUUUAAAGGUAAUUUAUUUCGUGAACAGUGGAUCAGAAGCAAACGAUCUUGCAAUAUUAAUGGCCCGUGCUUACACCAAAAACUUCGAAAUAAUCUCCCUCAAAAAUUCUUACCAUGGAAUGUCUUACCAGACGAUGGCUAUGAACUCCACCUCUCAUUAUAAAUAUCCAGUCCCACAAGCACCGGGAUUUCACAAAACUACUAAUCCAGACGUUUUCCGAGGAAUCUGGGGAGGCAGCAAUUGCAGAGACAGUCCCGUUCAAACGUCCAGGUCCUGUAAUUGUCCUAAAGGUCAGUGCGAAGCUGAGGAUAACUAUAUCCAAGAGCUGAACAAUUUACUUCUGAACGACAUACCUAAAAAGCGUCUGGCUGCCUUUUUCGCUGAAUCCAUACAAGGAGUUGGGGGCACUGUACAAUUCCCAAGGAACUUUAUUAAACGUGCUUAUGAGAUUGUCAAGGAAAAUGGGGGUAUAUUCGUUUCGGAUGAAGUACAAACAGGUUUCGGCAGAACUGGAGAUCAUUUUUGGGGAUUUGAAGGUCAUAGAAUUAUACCAGAUGUUGUAACCAUGGCCAAAGGUAUAGGAAACGGUUUUCCUUUAGGUGCGGUGGUUACAACUCCCGAAAUAGCCAGCUCUUUAACUAUUGCUAGUCAUUUUAAUACGUUUGGAGGAAAUCCGCUUUCGUGUGCUGUUGGAAUUAGUGUCCUGGAUAUUAUAGAAGAAGAAAAGUUACAAGAGAACAGUAAAACAGUUGGAACUUAUCUGUUACAUGAAUUAGAAAAGCUGAAAUCUGAAUUUCCCGUCAUUGGAGAUGUUCGUGGUAAAGGCUUAAUGAUUGGUGUUGAAUUUGUGAGUGGUGAAAAUACCACCACGCCUUUGGAGGUGGACAAAUUCCUAAAAAUAUGGGAAUAUUGUAAAGACAACGGUUUACUGAUUGGCAAAGGAGGAAUCCAUGGAAAUGUAAUGAGAAUAAAACCACCAAUGUGUAUUACAAAAGAAGAUGCUGACUUUACUAUGGAUGUGUUGAAAGGUGCCCUAACUGAAUUAAACAAAUAAACGAACAAACAAC